This is a messenger RNA of Lodderomyces theae, 1743 nucleotides long. RefSeq lists its product as uncharacterized. The transcript has a single exon. Bases 1 to 1743 code for a protein of 580 amino acids. Gene Ontology annotation, cellular component: nucleus; cytosol. Gene Ontology annotation, molecular function: protein binding. The record is from RefSeq and is a predicted model, not a curated record. NCBI's taxonomy places the organism in Eukaryota, Fungi, Ascomycota, Pichiomycetes, Serinales, Debaryomycetaceae. Gene Ontology annotation, biological process: protein deubiquitination.
AUGGAUUCCCAAAUUAAACAGCUUGUGGAAAUGGGGUUCACCCGUGACCAAGCAGAAUCCGCAUUACAGAAGGCUAAUAACGACUUAGAGCAGGCAAUUGGAUACUUGUUUGGUGAUUCAGAAGAAAAACACCCUACUGAAACGCAAAUGUUUGAUGAAGAUUACAAUAGUCACAGUGGCACUGUUGCCAUCUCCAAUCCUCAUGAAAUUCCACUGUUUCCACUACUGGAGUCACAGGAGUAUGCAUAUAGUAGUGGCUGGGGGUCGGAGUCUGAGCAACUUGAGGUGGCUGAAUCUCAACUUUUUAAAAAUCCUGAGGCAUUUUUGAGAACAAAGGAUACCAUCCCUGCAGUUGUUGCCAAAUGGACUAAUUCUCCAGGAAGAUUUGUGGUUCCGUUAUAUGUGCUACUUUGCCAGAUUCCCUCAUUCAACAAAUUGCUAUUGAGUAAAGAUGUGGAUCAACCAUUUGAUGAGAAUUGGUUCACCCCAGAACAAGAAGAAGAGGCGACUGGGUUGGACCCAAGUAGGAGUGAGUCAUUUAUUGCUGCAAUCCAACGACUCAUUGGAUUCUUUUCCGCACAUAGUGAGCGCUCAUUCAUCAGUUCCGAAUGGUUUUACAACAGAGUGUCUGAGUCAUUCAAGGCUCAUGAGUUUGAAGAUUGGGACGACCUAGUGUAUACUGCUUCUAGCGACUUGGAGAAACACGUGAAAUCAGUUUUGGACCAAGACUUUGAUCUUCUUAGCUCGCAUGCAACAAGUCACGAGCGCGAAUUGAAACUUUUCAAAACUGUCAUGAUUGACAGCGAGUGCCGAGAGUCGACGUUGGUGGAGUCGUUGAGUAAAUUGUUGCGCUCUCCCGAUGCCUACGCCAUCAAGGACCUUGCACCUGUUUUAGCUAUUCAAAUUUCCCCCAGUGAAACAGGAAGCCAAGUGCCAUCUAUCAAUGUCGAGGAGUCAUUCUACCCUGCUCUUUUUACAGCAAAGUACAAGCCCUUGAUAGAGAAAAUGGACAGGAAAAGACUCCUGUCUUCGCAGAAAAGAGCCACUAUUACGUCACGAAUUAUGGCGUUGAGUUCAUUUGAAGGAAAGAAAAUCCGAAGCUUCCUAGAUAAAACAAAAGAAUAUGUCGAGAAAGUUGGUGAAACAGAGGCAUGCGAGGAUCUUCAAAAGUUGUCUGAUUCUAUAAAAAAUGAGUCUAGUCAAUUAAAUGAAGCUCUAAAAGCAAUCAACAUAGAUUACGCCAAGCUCGAUACGUCUAACCAAGAAAACAUUAUAGAAGAGCUCAGAAAUGAUGAUGAAUGGGACAUACCGCCAAAGUACCACUUGGUUGGUGCUGUACUCUCGCAUACACAGUAUGCGUAUAGACCAAUGGCCAGUACAGGGGACGACGAUUGGGUUUUGUACCUCGCGGAUACAUCUAAUGGAAUUGUCACAGAUUUUAGAGCGACUCAGUGUUCUUUCAACGAGGUUAGAGGUUUCUUGCGCGAUGAGCCAAAUGAUAAGUAUAUCUUCUUGGUGUAUGCUGAUGAGAACACUUUACAACGAAGUGAACUUGAACUUCCCCCUAGUUUGUCGUCGUUUUUCGCAAGAGACAAUGCAUUUCUACACAGCCAAAUUGAAGAAAAGGAAAGCAAAAAUGAGCAUGUUGUUGAUGCCAGCGAUUCCUCUUCGGAGGAGGUUAGUGAUGAAGAUGCAAAUGGAAAGGAUAAGUUAGAUUCCGAUACUGAUUUAAUAGAUUUAUAG